GAUUUUCGAUAUGGCAACAUUACUGUUUGUCGUUAUUAUUCAAAAGUUGAGCGCGGGUGAGUUAUGAAUUCUCUUACUUAAAGCUCAAAGAAGGUUGUUUCUUCGAUUUGUUUACUUACAAAAAUGCUUUAAAUGAAUUAAAAUCAAGUUCCUAACUUUUACCGUUUAGCUCGUUUAUUGAUUGAUCAAGAGUAUUGAAGCUUAAUGUUUGUGUCAAAUAUUCGAACCGAGUUUUACGAUGUCUUAUCUACAAUUUCGAACCGAAUAUUAUUGUUGGUGGGAUAUGACGUGGACGCUCUCUGUGCGUGCAAAAUAUUGCAAUAUCUGUUCCAAUGUGAUAAUGUAUUAUAUACUUUGAUUCCAGUUUACAGUAAAACAUCUCUUGUCGAAUCUUUUAAAAAACAUAAAGAGAAGUUGAAGUUUGCUGUGUUGAUCAAUUGUGGCAGUACUAUUGAUCUUGUCGAAGUGCUUGAACCAGAAGACGAUGUAGUGUUUUUUAUUUGUGACAGUCAACGACCUAUAAAUGUUUACAACAUCUACAGUGAAACCCAAAUUCGCUUGGUUAUGAAACCAGAGGAUUGUGAAAACAUACCUGCUUACACUGACAUCUUCAGAGAUGAAGAUUCAGCUGAUGAAGAUGAGGAAAUGGGCAGGCCAACUGAAGAAACCAUAAUGAGACGUCGCGAUAAAAGGUUGUGGGAAGAAAACCGUAACAAAAUCAUGUUUGAGUAUAGUCAAAUAAGUUAUUUUGGCGAAUCUUCGUCUUGCAUCAUGUUUGAUUUAGCUUGGAAAAUGUCUAGAGAUAACAAUGAUCUCUUGUGGUGGUCCAUUAUUGGCUUUACAGAACAAUUUGUAAUGAACAAGGUGGAAUCCGAUAAAUAUAUUAUGAAUGCAUCUUUAAUGCAAAAUCAUGUUACACGCCUGAAUCGUGCUGAUGUUGGAACCUUUAACUCCGUUAGCUGCAUGAAGAUUUCCUUUGACAAGGAAUUAAAUUUGUCUCUGUACAGGCAUUGGUCAAUCUAUGAUAGUAUGCUUAAUUCUAAGUAUACGGCAUGUAAGUUUAAGUUGUGGAGUGGUAAGGGCAAGCAAAAUAUGCGAGAAUUUCUUGCAUCGAUAGGAUUGCCCUUGUCGCAAUGCAGGCAAAAGUUUUUGUCCAUGGACAUGGAAAUCAGGAACAAUGUGUGUUCUUGGAUGGAAGCCAAUUGUGAUAAAUAUAGGCUCGAUCAGAUGGUCUUCGGUUCUUUUAACUCGCAGUUUGGCUUCAAAGGAAAAUUCAGUGCUACCGAUGUUGUUCUUGCCAUCAGUGCUCUUUUGGAGUCUACGGAGAAAGAAAAAACUGCUGCUGAUAAAUUUCAGGAUGCUUCUGAUGCAUUGAGAAAAGGGGAGGUAAAUGCCAUUAAAAGAGGCAUUGAAUUAGCUAAAUUGAGACUGGAGGCUAUAUUUAAACAAGUUCAGAACUUUAUCGCCUUAAAACAUGUUAGACCUGCUGGGCCGUUUUUGCAUGCAACUGUACCAACUUCAACACAUGAUUUCAAAUACUUUUGUUAUCCUUCUUGUCUAACGAUGUUAGGUAAUUUUUUGUUAGAAGCACAUGUCUGUUCGCGCCGGAGCAACCGUGCCGGUUCUCUACCAUUAAUUCUAUUUGCUCCCGAUGAACAGGAAUAUGAUCAGUGCAUAGUUGUUGGUAUCCCUCCGCUUUCAGAGAGAUCACCUAGAAAUUUCUUUGGCAAGGCGUUUGAGCAAGCAGCUGAACAAGCACGAAUUUUUAUCAAUCAAGAUUUGUUUUACACUUCUAUUGUGUAUAUAAAGAGGAAUGAUCAGGCUAAAUUUUUGGAUGCUUUGUUUUUAUUGUUGAGUUAGUUAUAAAGUGUUUUGAUAGUCUAUAUAUUUUGAACAUUAAUUGUUCCACGUAUUUAUUCACUUAUUUCUUUUGCCAAUACAAUGCUAGAGUAGAGUGUGAAUGUUUAGAAUGUCUGAAUUUUAUUAUAGUUUUAAUUUAUUUGAAAUUUUUGAACUUUUUUACAUGAACUUUCUAUGUUUAAAUUUCGACUGUUUGUUCUGGUGGGUGUGUUAGUGAUGUUUAUUGUAAUUUUUUUUAUGUUCUGUGUAUAGUUAUAAAUUUUGGAAAUUUUUUUUCUUUUAAAUCAAAAUUGAGUAUAUUCUUUUGCCUCAAAAUUUCAUU
Molecule: messenger RNA, 2182 nt
Organism: Parasteatoda tepidariorum (common house spider)
Lineage: Eukaryota; Metazoa; Arthropoda; Arachnida; Araneae; Theridiidae
Gene: Cdc45
Product: cell division cycle protein 45
Biological process (GO): double-strand break repair via break-induced replication; DNA replication initiation; mitotic DNA replication preinitiation complex assembly
Cellular component (GO): DNA replication preinitiation complex
Molecular function (GO): chromatin binding; DNA replication origin binding; single-stranded DNA binding
Source: RefSeq, a predicted model, not a curated record